AUGGGAUCGAAACACUCGACGCUGAAGAAAAAACAGCAACGUGAACAACCAGUUCCGUCUUCUCAAAAACCAACACAUCCGGUACUCAGUGAAGAGAUAAUUCAAGCUACCACCGAUGUGAACCAGAACCCUCCAAACAUCCAACCAUCGAACUUCCACUCGCCAUCCGAAGGCUCCCCACUUUUCAAUGUAAACCUUUCGAAAAUUCGCUCCACUGACACAAUCGUCGGACCGAAUCAAGCGAUGAAGGCUCGCUCGUUCAACAUGACCGAGGUGGACUUCUCGAUUCAAGGAAUAUCGAGUUCGUUCGCUCCGGUGCCGAAUCUCGGCAACGAUUUGAAUAAUUCGAAAGAGAAGGUGGACACAUGUCAAGCAGAUUCUCCAAGUCCAAAACGAAAAGUGAAGAAACAGAAGUCACCAGAAGACAGCGAACCGCCGAAUGGUUAUUAUGAGGCGAAGAAGCAGAAAGACAGAAACCGCCAUGCUCCUAGCCCAUCGAAGAGCCACAAUAGCAAUAAUAAAUCUACAGUCAGCUCCACGACGUCGACGGCUAAAGAGAGGUCUCCGGAAAAGAAGAAGACAACGAAAGAUCAGCAGAAGAAGAAGGAUAGACGGAUGACAACGGUGGCUCAUGUGGAUAUGGGAUUGGCCAACAAGGGAUCCACUUCAGUCGUUGGAGACGACUUUUGGUCACCGCAGAAUUCGGAGAAAAUGGCGCCGAAGCAUAGAGCUUCCUUACCACAUUGCAAACUGGCCAUGCUCAUUGGAUGCAACCUGCCGAAUCGCUCGUGGACAACCUUAUUGGAAGCUCUCAGUGCAGUGAUCGCUAUCACAAAUGCUGAGCCUUCUUCUACAAAACCGACAGCUCAAAAUUCGUCUGCCACAAGUGUGACGAAAGUGCGAUGGUGUGCACGGGGCAAUGGGCUAUGA
Caenorhabditis remanei is the source of this 930-nucleotide messenger RNA. RefSeq lists its product as uncharacterized. Lineage: Eukaryota; Metazoa; Nematoda; Chromadorea; Rhabditida; Rhabditidae. The transcript has 6 exons. The record is from RefSeq and is a predicted model, not a curated record. The coding region runs from base 1 to 930 and encodes 309 amino acids.